CUAUUCGGCGUCGCCAAAAACGCUCUGAAUGUCGCAGGGAAUAGCGAAAAACCUCGGGUCGUAAUGCGGCUACCGGAGAUUUCAAAACAACAACAGCGGGAGAGCGGAGACGAGCAGCCUUUGGAGGAUUUACCAGGCAAACAUAUAUGAGAAACACACGGAUUUGUGGGGGAUUUAUCCGCUCGGGAAGUUUAUGACAGGGUUUGUACUGAGCCACACACACGCAAGGAAUAUCUAGGAAUUUACUCCGACUCCUAGCUUAGUGCUGUAUGUGAUUUUUCCUCCAAGCCGGAUCAUCUCCGAAAGUACUUUCCGAUGGUUUUCAUUGAUCCAGGAGAAGUGGGGUUCAAGUAGUUUAGAUGCCGCCUAACGUGAACCAGGCACCGGAGAGAGGUCGAUCCAUAAAAAGGGGUUAGGUUAAAUCGCCCACAUGCUCUGGAUUUGGGAUUGGGAUCACAAGGUGGAAGUUGAGAGCAUCAAAUCCCCGCAGGUCUGUGGAAGAUGCUGUCCAGCAGGAGUUGAGACCCUUGGAUUCAUCAGCGAAGAGCUCCAUCUGGAUCUGAGGACACAUGCAGGCCAAAAAACGCUAUUUAAUUCUGUUCUCUGCAGGUGUGUGUCUCAUUCUGCUCUUUUACCUGCAGGGGCCAGCUUCCAGAAGGACUCCAAAGCGAGGGGAUGACCCCCAUCCACACUGGCCACACUUUUCAGACCCCUUACGAGCGUUCAUCCCUUGGGAUCAGACUGAAACCGAGGACUAUAAUGUCAGAGCUUCUCCCAGACACAAACGAGAUGAUAGUACAGGAGCUGACAAGUGCCGAAUGGACUCCUGCUUUGACUUUGAGUUGUGUAAAAGAAAUGGCUUUAAAGUCUACGUCUACCCUCAACAGAAAGGGGAGAAGAUUUCUGAAAGCUACCAGAAUAUACUAUCCUCCAUCGAGGGGUCCAGAUUUUACACAUCUGACCCGGGACAGGCUUGCCUUUUUGUUUUAAACCUCGACACCCUUGAUCGAGACCAGCUGUCCCCUCAGUACGUCCAUAAUCUUAAAACUAAAAUCCAGAACUUGAACCUGUGGAAUAACGGGAGGAACCAUCUGAUCUUUAACCUGUAUUCCGGCACAUGGCCGGAUUACACUGAGGAUUUGGGGUUUGAUAUCGGUCAAGCCAUGUUGGCCAAAGCCAGCAUCAGCACCGAAAGCUUCAGACCCAAUUUUGACAUCUCCAUCCCCUUGUUCUCCAAAGAUCACCCCCGGACUGGAGGGGAAAGAGGGUUUUUAAAAUACAACACCAUCCCUCCUUUUAGGAAAUACAUGCUGGUUUUUAAAGGCAAGCGCUAUUUGACUGGGAUUGGGUCUGACACCAGGAAUGCGCUUUAUCAUAUUCAUAAUGCUGAAGAUGUGGUUCUCCUUACCACAUGCAAACACGGCAAAGACUGGCAGAAACAUAAAGAUGCUCGCUGCGACAAGGACAAUGCAGAAUAUGACAGGUACGACUAUAAAGAAAUGCUGCACAACUCCACAUUCUGUCUGGUGCCGAGAGGACGACGCCUGGGCUCUUUCCGCUUCCUGGAGGCUCUGCAGGCCGCUUGUGUGCCCGUCAUGCUGAGUAACGGCUGGGAGCUUCCCUUCUCCGAGAUCAUCGACUGGCGGACGGCUGCUGUCAUCGGGGACGAGAGACUUCUUCUACAGAUUCCAUCGACAGUUCGCUCCAUCCAUCAAGAUCGCAUUCUGUCACUCCGGCAGCAGACGCAGUUCCUCUGGGAAGCGUAUUUCUCCUCUGUGGAGAAAAUCGUUCUCACUACACUGGAGAUCAUCCAGGACCGUGUUUUGCAGCACAGUGCUCACAGCACACUGAUGUGGAACCGGCUACCAGGAGGACUCUUCACCCUCCCUCAGUAUUCAUCCUACCUAGGCGACUUCCCCUUCUUCUAUGCCCUUCUCGGUAUUAAACCACACCAGAAAUUCACAGCCGUCAUUCACGCAGUAACGCCUCUCGUAUCUCAGUCUCAGCCGAUAUUCAAGCUGCUAGUGGCUGUUGCCAAGUCUCAGUUCUGUGCCCAGAUCAUGGUCUUGUGGAACUGUGAUAAACCUCUUCCCUCGAAGCAUCGCUGGCCUGCUACUUCAGUUCCUGUCAUCGUAAUCGAGGGCGAGAGCAAGGUGAUGAGUAGCCGAUUCCUGCCGUAUGAAAACAUCAUAACUGAUGCAGUCCUGAGUCUGGAUGAAGACACUGUGCUCUCCACCACUGAGGUGGAUUUUGCCUUCACCGUCUGGCAGAGUUUCCCAGAGAGGAUUGUGGGGUAUCCUGCACGGAGCCAUUUCUGGGACUCCAAUAAGGAGCGAUGGGGCUACACCUCUAAAUGGACCAAUGAUUACUCCAUGGUGCUCACUGGAGCUGCUUUCUACCACAGGUAUUAUAACUACUUGUACACACACUACCUGCCUGGCAGCCUGAAGGGUCUGGUUGACCAGCUGUCAAACUGUGAAGACAUUCUGAUGAACUUCCUGGUGUCUGCGGUCACUAAGAUGCCCCCUAUUAAGGUCACUCAGAAGAAGCAGUACAAGGAAACCAUGAUGGGACAGACGUCCCGUGCAUCACGUUGGGCCGACCCUGACCAUUUUGCCCAGAGGCAGACGUGCAUGAACAAAUUUGCCAGCUGGUUUGGCACAAUGCCCCUGGUCCAUUCGCAAAUGAGACUGGAUCCUGUUCUGUUCAGGGACCAGGUAUCAAUACUGCGCAAGAAGUACAGAGACAUCGAGCGACUCUGACCAAUCCGAAAAUCCCCUGCCUCUUUUAAGUAGGGAUGGAAAAUGGCAUACGAAAAACCUCCUGAAGCCCUGCUAAACCAGAUCAACAGGGAUAAACGGGGUCACGCAGAACCCUCAGGGAGGGAGCACAUCGAGACGGGGCGCAGUAUUGUGUUUGAGAUUCAUCUGUCAGAGAUGGAAAUCAUAAGAUUGGAUUAUCGGCGUAAUUUGCCAUUCUGCGCAACACAAAGACACGCCAUCGCUGGCACAUUUCUGUCUUCCGCAAACCCUUCUUGUAAUGCUUUGCCAAUGACAACGGUCAACAUGGCAACCUCGCCAUGCACACACAGAUCCACAUAUAGACUAAUGCACAUGGGUUUGCCCUCUGCAUCAGACCCCUUCAUGUUAGACAUUUCCUCGAGGUCGCUUGCAUAUUUAUUCAGUUCGCCUUCUACUUUUCUGGCAAGCAUCACGCCCCUCUUGAAGAUGCAAGACAACGUCCUGCGGAGAAGUCAAGCGUGCGAAACACCACGCAUAACGUCACAGUGCCUGAACUUUCAGAUGAAUCGUAUCUGGAAGUCCAAAGGGGUUUUGUAUGAAUGCAAAAACACCUUGUUCAUGCUGCUUAUAUUUGGAUUCAACAUGUUGAUGUUCCACAUAUUGGCCCAAAGCUUCUUUCUAUAAAAGCCUUUUUGUGUA
Messenger RNA from Danio rerio (zebrafish), 3440 nucleotides. It is a transcript of the gene ext1a, whose product is annotated as exostosin glycosyltransferase 1a. Lineage: Eukaryota; Metazoa; Chordata; Actinopteri; Cypriniformes; Danionidae. Gene Ontology annotation, molecular function: glucuronosyl-N-acetylglucosaminyl-proteoglycan 4-alpha-N-acetylglucosaminyltransferase activity; glycosyltransferase activity; N-acetylglucosaminyl-proteoglycan 4-beta-glucuronosyltransferase activity. The record is from RefSeq and is marked provisional. Gene Ontology annotation, cellular component: membrane; Golgi apparatus; endoplasmic reticulum membrane. Gene Ontology annotation, biological process: heparan sulfate proteoglycan biosynthetic process; ossification; glycoprotein biosynthetic process.